UUUUCAAGACUACCCGAGGUGCUGGCUGCUGAGGCUUGAAGUUCCUGAGAGAUAAAGGAAUUGCCCUAGACGCAGAAGGGAGUUACCAGCCCAGGAACAGCCUGCAUUCCAGGGCAAACUGAGCUCUCUUGCUGCACUCAGGAUGACUCCAAAAGCCACACCAGGUCCAAAUCUCCUGGUGGUGUUGGCUAACAUUUCUUUUCUUGCAACUACAUCUCAGCUCAACCUCUCCUCAAAUCUGCUUCCUUAAACACUGGCAGAUGUGACUCUUGGCUAAGUAGUCCCCAAUAAACUCUCCACACACAAUUCUCCGCCUCAGAGGUGCUUUUCCAAGGAGUCCAAAUUAAUACUAUGGUAAUUGCCUACAUGUCAUUUGUUUUGUGCCAAGAACGCUUUUUAAGUGCUUUACAUUCCUAAACUCAUGCAAUCUUUUUACAAAACUCUUGUGUAGUAGGAAGCAUUGUUAUCUGUAAGAUCACAAAACUGCUCACCGGUAGAGCCAGGAUGUAAAGCCAGGAUCAUGAGUCCAUUUUCUUAACCAUGGAGUCUCCCUUGUGAGAUUAAAUAUAUUGAGCAUUGUUUUUUUUAAAAAAAAUUUAGAAUAAAAUAUAUCAAGAUAUGUACAGAGGUCUGGAAGAAAGAAAGCACAGCAUGUUUGAAGCAAUGAAAGAAAUCCAGUUGGCCCAUGGAAAGGUCAAAGAAAUAGGCAGAGAGAGGCCAUUAGAUAUGACUUUUAUCUUAGUUCAGUAAAAGGCUUUUUUUUCGGGGUACGGGGAGGAUUUUAAUACAAAUCCUCUGACUCUGAGCUUACCGAAUACCAUAGUGGCCUACUCAAGGAUCCAUAAAUGUUUUCUCUGCCAAGUUACAAAGACAAUUGUCAAGAAAUAAUGGUCUGGCCUUAUAAAUGAUAUUGGAGUGCAAUGCUUUGGUGUAUCAAGCCAGCUUUUGUGGUUUCAAGGUGCUGGUCUACUUCCCAGAUGCCUACCUAACUAAACUUCUUUAGGCGUUCCAAAUGAGGACACAAGUUUCUCUAAAACAUCCUAUAUUCUGAAUGGUCAUUACCUUUUGUGGUACUAGCUGGCUGACUAUUCCUGUCAACGAUCUUGAAUGCCUUUUUCUCUUCACUGAUCCCUACCAAAUGUCAAGUAAUCCUGGAACAUAUAAUCCUAGCUCUAAAAUUGGACCUCUUUAGUCAGGCAUGCCUAACCUCUUUCAAGGCCUCUAGUUAUCACUAAAGCUGGCAGCUCUCUCUAAUAUUUGAUAUUUUAUCUCCCUCUAUAUUGGGUAGCUCUCUCAUGACCUGUAGCUAGCCAUGGUCCUCCUACUGCACCAGCCAUCAGGGUCAAGGGUCAAGUCAAUAGAUGAUUCCAUGGCAGUUAGCAGCCCUGACAACAAGGCAGGCCCACAUAUAGGAGUAGUGGGGGGUGGGAUUUAUCUUCUUUGGUCCACAGGCUUUAUGAGCUCUGCCCCUGCCAAUACCUCAGCAAUCACUAAAAUUUAGAUUUUACUCUUCCUCUUGUGAAGAAAUAAUCAAAUUAGAGAAGAGCCAUCUGAGAUAUUGGUGGUGGUCUCGGCUUGAAAUCCCCACUCACAAUGGGGAACAUAUCACCCAGAGGUAUCCAGGCCACCAACAUGGUCUUCUCUUCCUGGGCCUUAGUCUUCUUGGCCAUAGGAAUCAUCAUGGAAGAAUGGGUUGAACUGACAUUGGAAACAAAGAAAAAUACAGUAAGCCACAGUCCCUGGAUAUGUUGCACUACUCUUUGGCCAGAAGAUGGCCUGGAAGUGGUCAGGACCAUGAUGAUUUUGGUUCUCAUCCUUUCCUUCAUCCAUAACUUGUUCCUGGGUUUGGAAUCUACCUACCUGAUUCCUCAAACUAAACAUACCCUCUUCAUCGCUGUCUUCCUCAGUUUCUUUACAGGUCUCCUUCUGCUCUGUGCACUCCUAAUGUAUCACCAAAAGCUAAGUCAAGGUAAAACCGUGUACUACUCCAGUUACAAGAUCACCUGGAUCAUUUUCACUGCCUACUUAAAUGUCUCCCUCUUUGUGGCCUCUGGAGUCCUCUCUCUCCUACAGUACAAACAAUCCAUCAAGAGCUUUGCCUGCCUGACCAUCCUCCGUACAUCCAGCAGAGAAAUUAAGGACAGACAGGAGUCUGAGAGUUCUAUCAAAGUUAUUUCCUUACCAGAACAGCCCGCAAUGCUUCGUAGUAUUGUUCACACAAAGGAAGAUUUUCCAAACAGAGCACACAUCCAAACACGUCGUGUAACCUGGGCUGUAUGAUUUGACAAUGUAUCUUUCAGUGUGUGCUUGUCUUAAUAGAAACAACGUUGUGUGUAUGUGCAUUGUGUCUCUACAGCCGUGGUGUCUUUGUUUGGCAUUAUUUAAUGCAAGUGACUGGGUUAGGGUCUGUAAGAAGAUCCGGAAGGUGGUUUUUUUAUUUUUAUUUAUUUAUUUUUGAUCCUGACCUGCUGAACGGUUUCUUUUAUUUGUUCUCACCAUUUAAUAACAUUUGUUAUUCAUUUAAUGACAA
Molecule: messenger RNA, 2530 nt
Organism: Neofelis nebulosa (Clouded leopard)
Lineage: Eukaryota; Metazoa; Chordata; Mammalia; Carnivora; Felidae
Gene: TMEM225
Product: transmembrane protein 225
Exons: 4
Coding region: 1594-2280 (228 amino acids)
Biological process (GO): negative regulation of phosphatase activity
Source: RefSeq, a predicted model, not a curated record